AUGAAUGUUGAUGCAAGUUUGAUUAGUGCACUCGUAGAGCGUUCACGACUCGAGACGUCGACCUUCCACUUGUCGUUUGGUGAUGUCAUCGUAGCGAUCGAUGGAUGGGUUCCUAAUGAACUUUCCGGCGGUGUUGUUAGGAUUGUUUGGUUGAGGGAUGAAUUCCGUCAUCUCCCGGAAAAUGCAUCACAUGAUACUAAAGAGCAGUUUGCACGAGCUUAUGCUCUAUCUCUAAUGGGAGGUGUACUGUUCGCGGAUCGGUUUGGAGUUACGCUGCAUCUGCGGUGCCUACUUUUGGUGGAGGAUUGGCAGAGAGCUGGACAGUUCGCUUGGGGAGCAACUGUUUUAUCCUACCUGUACCGUGAGAUGGGUAGGUCGGUUUUGCACAUUUUUCAUUCCUCCUCUUCCCUAGGAGGUGACCUUGCUGGAUGGGUCCCCCCUACUGCAGUUUUGCGGAGGACGCAACCCCACAUGGUGCUCGAUGGCUUCCGGCCAACACUCUGGCAAUCCUACGUUGAGAGAGCACAGCAUCUCAGAGGUAGUGUGAUCCAGUCUGAGACGUUUUGGGCAGUAGUUCCACUAAUCUCCUUUUCAGCAGUGAUUUGGCAUCAUCCAGACCGCGUGCACCGGCAGUUUGGCAUGAUGUAG
Messenger RNA from Linum tenue, 648 nucleotides. The record is from the annotation of a GenBank genome assembly. Lineage: Eukaryota; Viridiplantae; Streptophyta; Magnoliopsida; Malpighiales; Linaceae.